AUGCCUGUUACUGACGUCCUUAAGCGAAAGUCCGGUGUCAUCGUCGGCGACGAUGUCCGAGCCCUCUUCGAGUACGCCCGAGAGCACAAGUUCGCCCUCCCCGCCGUCAACGUGACCUCUUCGUCCACCGUUGUCGCCGUUCUUGAGUCUGCCCGAGCCAACAAGUCCCCCGUCAUCAUCCAGAUGUCCCAGGGUGGCGCUGCCUACUUUGCUGGCAAGGGUGUCGACAACAAGGAUCAGACCGCCUCCAUCCAGGGAGCCAUUGCCGCUGCCCAGUUCAUCCGAACCAUUGCUCCCGUUUACGGCAUUCCCGUCAUCGUCCACACCGACCACUGUGCCCGAAAGCUGCUCCCCUGGCUCGACGGUAUGCUCGACGCCGAUGAGGAGUACUUCAAGACUCACGGUGAGCCCCUCUUCUCUUCACACAUGGUGGAUCUCUCCGAGGAGGAGCACCCCGAGAACAUCGCCACCACCGCCGAGUACUUCAAGCGAGCCGCCAAGAUGAACCAGUGGCUCGAGAUGGAGAUUGGUGUCACCGGAGGUGAGGAGGAUGGUGUUGACAACACUGGUGUCGACAACUCCAAGCUCUACACCCAGCCCGAGGACAUUUACGCCGUCUACUCCGCCCUCGCUCCCAUCUCCCCCAACUUCUCCAUUGCCGCUGCCUUCGGUAACGUGCACGGUGUCUACAAGGUCGGCAACGUCAAGCUGCACCCCGAGCUCCUCGAGAAGCACCAGGCUUACUCCGCCGAGAAGGUUGGCUCUCCCGAGAAGCACGGCAACGGAAAGCCUCUCUUCCUCGUCUUCCACGGUGGAUCCGGUUCUUCCGACUCCGACUACAAGAUUGCCAUUGAUAACGGUGUUGUCAAGGUCAACCUCGAUACUGAUCUGCAGUACGCUUACCUUGUUGGUAUCAGAGACUACAUUCUCUCCAAGAAGGACUACCUCAUGCAGCAGGUCGGCAACCCCGAGGGUGAUGACAAGCCCAACAAGAAGUACUUCGACCCCCGUGUCUGGGUCCGAGAGGGUGAGAAGACCAUGGCCAAGCGACUCGACUCUGCCUUUGAGGUUUUCAACGCCAAGAACACCUUGUAA
Yarrowia lipolytica CLIB122 is the source of this 1095-nucleotide messenger RNA. RefSeq lists its product as uncharacterized. Gene Ontology annotation, cellular component: cytosol. Gene Ontology annotation, molecular function: fructose-bisphosphate aldolase activity; zinc ion binding. Gene Ontology annotation, biological process: gluconeogenesis; glycolytic process. The record is from RefSeq and is a predicted model, not a curated record. Lineage: Eukaryota; Fungi; Ascomycota; Dipodascomycetes; Dipodascales.